AUGAAGCGACCAGCCAGCACCAGCAAUUCUUUCAUCUCAAACUACCCUUUAGUUGAUGACAUCUAUGAUGUAGUCCCCCUUCCCUUCACCCAGAAGAUCCCAGUUCAACCUAACCAGCCAGUCAUUCCAAACGCAUUAAGAAUGGUCCGAAUUGUGGGAGGCAGUGCACCUUCCUUCCCAACUGCUACUCAUUGCUUCACCAUACCCGGUCGGACUUUAGAGGACGCCCAAGCCUUUGUCACUGCAAUGCAGGCAACGGUCUAUUGGAGCUCCUCACGACCCCGGUCUAACAUUGAGCGUCUGGCUGCCCCCUCCGACAAGAAAGGCCGACCAAUUGAGUAUUCUUUUCGGCUUGAUUACAAAUGCCCUCAAACCGGCAUUCACAAGGCAGUUCCGAACUCACGGAAGAAACGAGCUGUUUCCAAAAAAUGUGGCUGCACAAGCAAGUUCAGCAUUUACCAUCACCUCAAAAGCGACUCCCUCCGAGUCGAAUGGCAAUGGAAACACAAUCACAACCCUUUCUCAGCAGAAGAGAUGAAGCGGAACCGUGUACCCAAGAUGGUGGAAGAUUGGCUUACUGAAAGGGUAAUCUCAGGGCUCGGUUGGAAAGCGAUUCACAAGCUGAUGUACAGCCCUGACAUAUUUGCUAUGGGUGAUCCCAGUGUUAGGGCCGAGGCAAGGUACAUCAAGUACGAUCACGUUCGACAACUCAUCCUCGCCAUGCGGAUGAAACAACAACUCCUCGACCACGGAUGGGGAAUGCUUAUUUUGGAUAGCACUCACAACUCGGUCGAUAACAGAUCACUCUCCAAAGGCCAAAAGUUCAGCUUGUACACAUUUGUUAUCCGUGACCCAAUUGUUGGAAAAGGCCUGCCAGUCUGUUGGGCAUUCACAGCAUCUGCAGCAUCGGAACCAAUCGAAGCAGUCAUGAAAUGGCUUCGGAGUUCAACCGGAAUUGUACCCUGUGCCAUCAUGAGCGACUGUGCUCUUGCGAUCAAGAAGGGGGUCUCCAACGCAUACACAGACCUCGACGAGGCGGUGAAAGAGUUCCAACACAUUAUCUACAGUCAGAAUCCGGAACACUCCUUAAUGUCAUUUUACGCCAAAUGGUCCUUGAGUGGUGAUCUCAUUUUCUUGUCCGAGGGGUGCUCGGACCUGUCAUGCUCGAGGGGUGUCCCGGUCCGAGCUGAACUGGGAUCCAAUUGUGAACGUCCGAUGAGUUGGUCCGAGCGGAUUACCGGGUCGGACCCGGCUGGCUCGAUUAGUAAGCUAGAUCGAGCCAGCUGGUUCCGACCAAACAUCGGAGCUGGUCCGAGCAGUGUGGCUCAUCGGACCCGCUGA
Messenger RNA from Puccinia graminis f. sp. tritici CRL 75-36-700-3, 1341 nucleotides. RefSeq lists its product as uncharacterized. The transcript has 7 exons. The record is from RefSeq and is a predicted model, not a curated record. The coding region runs from base 1 to 1341 and encodes 446 amino acids. Lineage: Eukaryota; Fungi; Basidiomycota; Pucciniomycetes; Pucciniales; Pucciniaceae.